CCUACACCGAGCCACACAGUGUUUCUGCACCACGGAACACAGAACUCGACGCAUUCAGCACAACAAAUAAAAACAAAAAAUGACUCACUAUCACAUAAAUAUUCCAGCAGAUUAUCAGAGCCCUUGAAAUCCAAUUCACUUGAUGUAGUUGAGACACUGCAAGAAAAAUUAAGUUCGUGCAGCAAUAUUGUUGUCAAACAUAGUGUUAAUUUCAAAGAAAAUACAAAUUCAAGUGACAAGCAUGAUCCUAAACCAUUAGAUGCCCCGAAACGUCCAGUGUCCUCACAUUCUGAAUUAACACAUUGCGGAAACACAACAUCUCUAAAUGCAUCUUGCGCAAUCCUUGAUUCUAAAUUGGGGAUGUCAGCUCCCAUCUCCACAGCUACUAAUUAUGCUUUGUACAGAAACACAGCCCCGAGGACCUCUUCAAAUAUUCACCCUUCAUCCACUUUAAAACUAACCCAAAAGAACGCGAGCGUGUCCUUUAAUUCCUUACUUAAAACAAGCGAUGUGUCACACGAACACAACAAAUCAAUUAAUCCUCAUACAUUUCCCUCUGCUAACAAAUUCAGGCCUUGCCAAACACAAAGCGACAUCACAUCUGAACCCACUUACGAAUCUGUUGUUCCAAAUCAGAGACACAUAACUCCGACUGCACUGCUGUCAAAAGUGCCCAAAAACGGUUUUGUGUCAAAUGUGACACAAACCAUUCCAAACAGAACCAACAAUUCAAGCAAGACUAGUGAAUUGCGUAGUAACCAAAAGCUAUUGCGUGGCGAUCUAAUCAACGAUAUACUGUGUAAUGUGUCAAAAGAAUAUUCCGUUCCAUCGCAAGACACAACUCUUCAAAAUAGCAUUUGUCCAAUUAAGUCAAACGGUUCUUGUCUGCAGGGUCGCAUGAACGCAAAACAACAAGCGGGUGAACAAUAUCAAGGAAGCACGGUAGUAGAUCACGAGGGACAGUGUGCUACAUGCCCAGCAGCCCAGCAGCAACAGCAGAUGGAUUCAAAUACAGAAAAGUUUGCCUUGAGCAUGUCACCCAUGCAUGCAAACAGUACGGCUGACUCUAAUGCAGAUAAACAGACGCGUCCAAAUUAUCCAACAACCUCUGUCACUGCAAAAGGAAAGCCCAUUAUCUCAACACUGGCAAACAGAAAUGUACAUUAUGAUCUCGAGCGCAUGCAGUGGCUCGAGUCCAAUAAAGCUGCACCGUUUCAACAAUCUCUCCAAAGCCCAAAUUUGUCUCUAAUUGCACCAGCCCAAUGCUGCAGUGAGGGAGAAUUUUGUACGCCUUGCAAUUGGGCAUCCCUCCGACGCCUCGGGUCCAGUGAGGCUGAGGCAAUAGUCAGCCGAGAUGCAAAAUUUGGCUCCAAGCAGGACACAGCGGACCUGAUCCUGGCCCAUUGCCACCCUCGUGAAGCAGCUACCCUGUUUCUGCAUUCUUCCCCUCAGUGCUGUAAAUCAGCAAGCAUACAGCAUAAGCUUGAAAGUGUGGAGGCCAGUCUGGCAGCCAACAAGGACAGAAUCACUACUCUGCUGAACAUCAUCCAUGACCUGGAGGCCGGACACAAUCCUUCCACUGGUCGACAAUGCUACAAAACGGGACAGGACCUCAAAAACUGUUCCACCUGCCAAAACACGGCUUGUAUUGUUUACAGUGUGGAGUAUGACUUCAGACAGCAGGAAAGGAGGUUCUUGGAGGUUCUUAAUCUACACUCAACAAGGAGAAAUAAAGCUGCCCAUGUUUCCCAAUCUUGUGCACUGAACUUCAAUCUGCUCAGAAAAGCUGUGAAGAAUUUGAAGAAGUCAAAGAAGAAAAGCAAAAAGCUCUACAAAAUUCUAUUAAAAUGGCUGCCCAGGAAAUAGCAGCAAGUUUAGGAAUCCAAAUCCAAACGGUUUGGUAAUGGACAACAAAUUUACAGAACUUUCAUCUUUUUCACUGAAGAGUGAAAGAAUCAUGCACCCAUUAUGAUUCCUCUGUUAUGUCUAGACCGGUUUGAUUGGCCAACGCGACUAAUGAGUCAUGUUGACGUAGAGACUCAGUGGCAGUGUUCCCUGAGGACGACAAAGAAUGGAGGGAGGCAAAGAAGGGCACGGGGUUUACUGUCACUCCUCCUCCGAUGGUCAAGUGUCCUCUGGGUGGGGAGGGGGGCUCUUUGGAGGCUCGGUAAUCCACUGGAGAUGUGAGAGAUCAGCUUCUGUGGGAUGAAAAUGUGAUUUGACAAGCCACAAAAAAGAGCCACGAUCGUGGAAUUUUCAGACUGAGAAAGUGCUUGCCGUGGGCCUGUUAAGUAGAUUUGAAACUUGCCUAAUGUUGUUGGAAUGAAUCGUAUGAAUAAUACAAUUACAGAUAUACUUUGUUCUUUCCUUUUAAUUUUUGAGGUUGAGUUUCUGUUGUUGCAUCCUGCAGUUGUUAUCGUAACAAAAAAUAUAUAUAUAUUGUAUGGUGUAUGCACAUAUCAUAGGAAAGUUAAUUUAUUUCCACGGCUCAAUUUAAAAAAGUAAAAUUCAUGAUUAUAAAUUGAAUGAUUAAGCCCUUAUACGUAUGUUGCAAAAGCAAUUCCUUCCCAAUUUCGAUAUAAAAAAUCUUGAGAUUUUUUUUCUUCUGUAAUAUUCAAAUUUCUUGAGACAAUGACAAGUUUUCAUUGCAUAUCCAUGAGA
Messenger RNA from Syngnathus typhle (broad-nosed pipefish), 2661 nucleotides. RefSeq lists its product as uncharacterized. Gene Ontology annotation, biological process: inhibitory postsynaptic potential. Lineage: Eukaryota; Metazoa; Chordata; Actinopteri; Syngnathiformes; Syngnathidae. The record is from RefSeq and is a predicted model, not a curated record. The transcript has 3 exons. Gene Ontology annotation, cellular component: postsynaptic density. Bases 361 to 1866 code for a protein of 501 amino acids.